GCACAAUCCUCCUGAGUCCUGACUCUACUGUACAGCAGGAUUUGGUGUCAGGAUUAUUGCUCAUGUCGCUCACAACACUCUCCAGACGGGCUGCUGCUCGCUCCCUCCAACCUGCUUCAACCGUCUUCAAUCGACCAUUCAGCACUCCUGUCAACGACGCCUUCUCACCCUUGUCGAGCUCGAGUACUCCUCCCCCGUCCCCAGAGGCCCAGAGUGCACUAUGGAACGCUGUCAAUGCCCGUGCUCCACGCUACGACUGGACGAAAGAUGAGAUUCGGGACAUCUACAAUACGCCGCUCAUGGAGCUGGCACAUCAGUCGGGUGUCUUGCAUCGGCGAUUCCAUUCUCCUUCGGCUGUGCAAAUGUGCACGUUAAUGAAUAUCAAGACCGGAGGUUGUAGUGAAGACUGCUCGUACUGUGCUCAAUCAUCCCGCUACAACACUGGGCUAAAGGCCACAAAGAUGUCGCCAGUCGAUGAUGUCCUCAAUGCAGCACGGAUAGCCAAGAGUAACGGUAGCACAAGGUUCUGUAUGGGAGCUGCUUGGCGAGACAUGCGGGGACGCAAGACCAGCCUCAAGAACGUCAAGGCCAUGGUUGAAGGGAUUCGCGCCAUGGACAUGGAAGUCUGCGUUACGCUUGGCAUGAUUGAUCAGAACCAAGCGGAUGAGCUCAAAGAAGCCGGCCUUACGGCGUACAACCACAACGUUGAUACAUCCCGAGAGCACUACCCAUCCGUCAUCACAACCCGAUCCUACGAUGAACGACUUCAAACUUUGUCAAACGUUCGAAACGCUGGCAUCAAUGUGUGCUCAGGCGGUAUAUUGGGUUUAGGUGAGAAACCGGAGGAUCACGUUGGCCUGAUCUACACCGUCUCGACUCUCCCAGCUCACCCAGAGUCAUUCCCGGUCAACGCUCUGGUCCCGAUCAAAGGCACACCCCUUGGCGACAGCAACAAGGAACGCAUAUCAUUUCAUGCCAUUCUGCGAACCAUUGCUACUGCUCGACUUGUCAUGCCGGCCACAAUUAUCCGUAUCGCUGCAGGACGAACAACCAUGAGUGAGGCCGAACAGAUUCUGUGCUUUUCCGCCGGUGCCAAUGCUGUGUUCACUGGAGAGAAGAUGUUGACCACGGAGGCAGUUGGCUGGGAUACUGACAAGGUCAUGUUUGAGAAAUAUGGGCUGGUUCCAAUGAAGCCAUUUGAGCGCGGAGCAUAUCGCGAGACCAGUUGGUCUUCAAUGAAGGCCGAGACUGCAGUUGUCGACCCAGUAGCGUCAAAAUCCUCCACAGCCGAGAUUCCAGCUGCUGUAUAGUGAUGGCAUCCACAGCAAGACGAUUCAACAGUAGAUGGAGGCAAACCCCGACGGAAGUACUUGCGCUCAGGAGCAGAGGCUUCGCUUUCAACACAAGCAAACCGUCGACUAUCGGGGCCCUGCGUCGGCACCAUUUUUCGUAUUCAGUACAGAUGGCACUCGCCGCCGGCACUCAUAUCUCAUGUUGUCCAUGUUCUUGGCCACUGAGGUACCAUGACUUUCAUCAGUUUCGCCCUCUUGGCCAAAGGUUAAGAGAGUAUGCACUGCCACGAGAAGACGGAAUCUGACCACGUCAUAUCCCAAGGUGCUUCCGCCAUUGUGGGAAAAGGGGACACGACCAGAUAAUUUGAGCCACAUCUGGAAAAGUCGGAUAAACCUGUUCGUCGUGUGUCUCCAGCCACACACAGACCGAGCUCUAAUGAUAUAUAAUAGUACCGACUGAAUGGUAGGGCCGAAAUUUGCGCAGUCGACGCGACAGCCUAUGGUUUCAUGGUCAAGUACAAUAAUGUGCAUUGAACGCAUUCACUCCACGAGCACCGGCGGUAACAGCAGAAUUGACGUCAUGGUGCAAACUAUGU
Pseudocercospora fijiensis CIRAD86 is the source of this 1888-nucleotide messenger RNA. RefSeq lists its product as uncharacterized. Gene Ontology annotation, molecular function: 2 iron, 2 sulfur cluster binding; biotin synthase activity. NCBI's taxonomy places the organism in Eukaryota, Fungi, Ascomycota, Dothideomycetes, Mycosphaerellales, Mycosphaerellaceae. The transcript is spliced from 2 exons. The coding region runs from base 63 to 1310 and encodes 415 amino acids. The record is from RefSeq and is a predicted model, not a curated record. Gene Ontology annotation, cellular component: mitochondrion. Gene Ontology annotation, biological process: biotin biosynthetic process.